AUGGGGUCCAUCAAUAAGCAAGUUGCACGCUACGAAAUCACUGCUGUCUUCACUCAUCCUGACGCCUCCGUCGAUAUCGUCCUGGUCCAUGGUCUAAACGGGCACCCCAAAAGCACAUGGACCUCACCUUCACCUUCGUCUCAACAUGAAGAUGGUGUCUUCUGGCCCACAGAUCUACUGCCGCAAUCCCUGGGAAAGACCCGUGCCAAUAUCUUGGUCUAUGGCUACAACGCAGACGUCUAUACAACCAGUAAAAGCCAUGCAAGUGCAAGUGCAAGUGACAACUUCAUCUACCAACAUGCUCAGACCCUGGUUACGAACCUCGCCCUCUAUCGCAAGAGCGAACACACAGACAAGAACCCCAUCAUCUUCGUCGCACACAGCCUGGGUGGCAUUCUUGUCAAGCGUGCCCUCAUGUACUCCAACGACCUAAGAGACAAGAACCAAGAGGACGCCAGGUCUAUCUUCGUUUCCACCUUCGGAAUCAUUUUCCUGGGCACGCCACACACUGGAUCUGGCAUGGCAACAUGGGGUGUCGUUUUGCAAAACAUAGCAGACGCCAUUGCACCCAAAAAAAUGUUCGAGAGCGAGUCGGUCCUCCUCAAAACCUUGAAGAAGGACAACGAGACUCUGCAAAACAUCAAUAGCCACUUCCUCGACUUUUACCAGCGUUUCAAGAUCCACAUGGCCCAUGAAAAUCACAAGACCGACAUCAAAGGAACGAUGAUGACGGUAGUGGAUGCGAGUUCGGCCAGUCCGCAACUGCCAGGCGUUGUUUACUACGGCAUCGAGGCCCCUCAUUCCGGAAUGUGCAAGUUCAACAGUAGCAGCGCUCCAGGAUACAGAAACGUUUCAACCGCCAUUAGGACGUGGGCAGAAGAAGCCCCGCCAGUCAUUCGAACCCGUUGGGACAUUGAACUGGACGACAGGAAGGCUAGAGCACAAUCUGAAGCAGCCGAGAUCACUCGCGAGUAUAACAGUCCUUCAGAGACUGUCAUUUCAGACUAUAGACAUCUUCCAGCAGCUCAACAAUCAUCACCUGUUGACACGGCGAGCACUCGAUGUGCUUCUGUUUCUGACUCUGCCCCCCAAAUCUUGAACUCCGGUCCUCAUCAUGUUCAUCCUGACCGAUUCCGACCCAACUCGUUUUUCAAAGGGCGAGAGGACUACCUCGUAGAUCUUCACAAGCUGUUGAAAGACCCGAAGAGGCGUUCAGAAGGGACGUCUGCGGUUUUGAUACAUGGCAUUCCUGGUGUCGGGAAGACGCAUCUUGCUCGAGAGUAUUACUUCAAUCACAAGGACCAAUAUUCUGGGGGCGUGUACUGGAUCAGGUCUACCACGUUGCAAGACAUGGAAGACGGGUUCUGGCGCAUCGCGAAGACCCAGGCUAUCAAGGGCAUGGCUGCUCAAGGAUAUAAGAAUGACUUGUUAAACCCACACAACAUGGUCGAUAUCGUCAGAAGGUGGUUCAACGAGUCUAGCGAUUGGCUGCUAGUAUUUGAUGGUAUUCGCGUCAACGACAAAGCCAUUCUCCGAUACAUACCCGACCGGCCAAACAGCAGUCUCAUCUACACUUCGACCGAUCGGUGCGAUCCUGGGUCUCAUCUUCUUGACAACCCUAGCAUGAUGAAGUUGCCUUUGCCGCCAAUUCAAGACGCACAGGAGUUGUUGCUCGAAGAGAUGGGAAAGAAACAGCCGUAUAACACUGAUGAUCUCAGGCGGGCUCAUGAAUUGGUACAGCUGAUGGGUCGCCUCCCUCUGAUGAUUCAUGCCGCUGCUGUGAAUAUGAAUACCACACGGGAACCGCUUGCAAAGUAUCUCAAGACCUUUAGGGAUUCGCCGAAAGUUGGCGAGCUUCCUGCAUACAUGGCGAUUCGAGAUCAGUUGCAGACCCGUGGUAACCACGCUGCGUUGAAUCUGAUCUACAUCCUCUCCUUCUUCAGCCAAUUUAUACCAGUUGAGCUACUGGCUCUUGGUUUACGAGCUUUGGACAAGCGGACACCUGUAAAAACGGAAACAUCCAAGGGCAGAAGGAGUUUGACACAAACUUUCGUUACUUUGAUAAGUUUUGCCCUCAUUGAACGAAACGAGAGCGAUGACGUCUCUUCCUCAAGCUCACAGAGCGGUCACGACGCGGCUCCGGAGCCUUUAGAUACACUCCGUGUGCACAGUAUUGUUCAAGCAUUCUUUAUUGAACAUCUUGCCAAGGAGGGGCAGCUGCAGUUCUGGCUGGAACGGGCCAUCCGCGUCUUCUGCGCGUCGUUCGACGAGGCCUAUACCAGGAUGAACGAUGAGCCUGCCACUGGUCUUCCUGAAGACUACAGACAAUAUAUUCGGCACGGCAGAAGGCUGAAGGAUCUUGUUGACCGCCAUACUGUCGACCGUCCGACUCAUCAGGCUACAGAGCAACCCAGUUCGCAAACCGGACCCGUGGACCUUGUCGCUGCUCGAAGAGACUUGGAAGAACGACUUGCGAAGGUACCCGCAGACCUCAACGACUUACAGAGGACUGUAUCUACCCGAAUCAUCGACGGAAAUGAGGCUGCUCAUAAUUCUGUCUUUGAGCGCAUGAACAGCCUAUCGUCACAUUCCACAGACGCCUCUGGUGCCGCUGUGCUCCCUCAAUCACCAGGGGUCUACUCGCUCCAGUUGGAGCAAGAAUACAUAUUGCCGCGGCCAAUGGAUAACCCGGUUCACUUCCACAUGCCUUAUGUGCCUUAUGCGGAUGAACAGGCGUCUUCAGUCGAGUACCAGGGGUCCGAGGAUCGAACCAUAACUCCAUACCCGCCCGACAUUGAAGAAGGUCCAUAUGAGGACACGACCGAUGUUCCGUGGACUGUUGUGACCAAACACCGGUCGGUAAAGAAAAGGUCACUGAGGCGUUAUCAUGAUCGUGGAGGGGCAUGGAGAGAGACUGCCGCAACGAUAAACGAUCCUCGUGUGAGCAUUAGCCGGGAGUCUGCAAGAGGCCUCAUCACCCCGCCUCAAUCUUCCAGAGGAGGCAGAUCACCCAGUCACUCCAAGGUUUCCGCAAGAAGCGAAGCUGAAGCCGAACUCCUUCACAUCAAAAAGGGGUCACCACCGCCACCUCGUGGCGGUGGCCAUAUACACGACAAGGGCAGAAGCUCCAGUGCCGGUACAUCUGUAAGGCCAAUCUCGAUGCUCGGAGCUUCAAGUUACGCCAAGGCCGUGUCAGGAACCGCGGUCGAGGAGGAGACGCCCUCCUUUCCUACAUUCGCUUCUCCACCUUCACGGGCCGCGACAAUCGACAGGACAGCUGCUUACGACGAUCGGUCCGUCUAUAGCCUCCAGACUGUGAACAGCCACACGCCUUCCGCCGCCCUCAGGUUGAAGGAAAACCAAUUUCCAAAGUCAACUGGUUCUGGCAAUGCGUCUCAACCGACUGAACCGUCUCGCCAGUCGCAAGGUCAAGAACCCACUUCGAAACCGUCCUUUCAAAGUUUCUUCAAGCGACUUGGGAAAGCAGCCGGCGGGAAUAAGCGUCACGAGAAAUCUGUUCAGGGGAAGGUCUCCUCCAGCGGCUCGUCGAUCUCGUCCGCUCCGAGAUCGUCGGAAGAACUCCCAUACACAUACCCAGAAGACGUGAGAACAGCAAACUCCAGUCCGGGUCCGGCUUACCCACCACAAUUUCCCUCCGGAUUGUCGGUUGUUACAAAUCAACAGAAUAGUCUACGACAGCACCCCCUUGAUCGGCAGUCAACCUCCCAGCCACCGUACACAUACCAGGAUGAGUCUUACGAUGAUGUUCUUUCCCAGUCGGAUCCAUGUCUCGGUCGCCCAAGUCUGAACGUUUUUCCCGCCGAGAAUGUGGGAUAUCCGCCUCCGUUGCGGCCCGUCCCACCUAGCUCAUAUCGAGACAACUAUCGGUCGGGAAGUCCUAUGAACCCUCCGCCGCCAAAUGGGUAUUCAUCGCAGCCAAUGUCUAGAAACCCAAGCUCAAACCCUCGGUAUGCGACAGCGACUGGCUCAGCAGGCACGCCUUUGAGCAGCAACAGCGGGAGCGUCAGGUCAAGUCUCCCUCAUCGACGAGCACCGUCCAUGGUGGAGACGGAGCCCUCACCGCGCCUUUCCCCGAUAGAGAUGGACCGGGUUUCUUACGACAUGUGGGCGAUUAGGCAAAGAGGGGGUCCCAUCGACGAGGCGCUCUUUGGAGGUAGCAAUAUGCCUCGUCGACUGCCUGUCGGUCGUGUUCCCAGCUUCAUACGGGAAAGCCCCACAAUGAGCCCGCGGACUCUCCCUGGCGGCAGCGAACCAAUGUCUAGAUCCGGGUCCGGAGGUAUCAGAACUACAGAUGGUAGGCUCAUCUCAUUUGGCGAUAUUCCGGUCAACGUGGAAGAGGCGGAACGACGGCGCGUUCAGGCAGAACAUGAUCGACUCCAGCGGAGGUAUGAAGAAGCUGUGGAGCUUUCACAGCGGGUCAGAACUGGCGAGGCCGACCUGGAGUCUCCUCCAGAGUCAAGUCCCAUAGGGCUGGGACUGCGUAUGCCUUAG
This is a messenger RNA of Colletotrichum godetiae, 4512 nucleotides long. RefSeq lists its product as uncharacterized. The record is from RefSeq and is a predicted model, not a curated record. The transcript is spliced from 4 exons. The coding region runs from base 1 to 4512 and encodes 1503 amino acids. Lineage: Eukaryota; Fungi; Ascomycota; Sordariomycetes; Glomerellales; Glomerellaceae.